This is a messenger RNA of Girardinichthys multiradiatus, 2520 nucleotides long. Its product is annotated as protein-lysine 6-oxidase. The transcript has 9 exons. The coding region runs from base 852 to 2006 and encodes 384 amino acids. The record is from RefSeq and is a predicted model, not a curated record. NCBI's taxonomy places the organism in Eukaryota, Metazoa, Chordata, Actinopteri, Cyprinodontiformes, Goodeidae. Gene Ontology annotation, biological process: peptidyl-lysine oxidation. Gene Ontology annotation, molecular function: copper ion binding; protein-lysine 6-oxidase activity.
CAUUGUGGUUAUUUUGCCACCUAUUGUCUGUACCUCUAACCAGGAGGAGUCAGUGAAGCCUACCCUUGGGCAUAAUGGACCAAUACCGCUGACUCUGGUGGUGACCAAACCUUAGUCUGAGUCCAUCUAUCAAGCAAAGACGCCUCGAUGCAUCCCUCAUUGCCUCAUCUCUAACCAUGCUGACUUGGAGCCAGCUCUGCGGACCUGAGUCUGUUUGCAUCUGGAGGUUUGGUGCAGAGAUGCUGUAAUUAAAGACAGGACGGGCAGAACAUCACACCUCAUGCUGAAAAGAGAGGAGAACAGCCCAAAACCCAGAUUUCAGCUUCAACCUGAGCUGCAGCUGCUGCCCUUUGGUUUGGCGGCAGCAGAACUGCAAUAGUGUGAUGCCUGCAGCACCAAACACCAGCAUCAUUAUCAGAAACCUCCCAGGACAAUGUGUCAGGCCACAGAUCCAGGUUUCACUUUGUUUACAACUAAACACUUUGACUUUUUCAAACUUUUUCAUGUUAAUUUUGCAGGAUUAUUUAUCCUGAUGAGUCUUUUCGAAGCCGAAUUAGUUUUAAUGUCUCGUUUUUGUUUGUUUGGUCAUUUAAACUUGCUUUAGAAAGAAAAAUGAGCUCCAGGAAACUAAACACUAUGGAUCUGCUAGUUAACCAUCAAUAUGACCGCUAAUAUGAUGUGUUGCAUCAAGAGUUAAAGCCCUAAGGUAACUGAGAACUUGAGGUGGAAAAAAGAUGCCUCUCUCACUCCUCCCUCCAUCAGAGGUUGGAGCAGCUGAGCUCCAAAGUUUUGCACCAACUUAUCAGAUCAGCAGCUGGAAGGAAAGCAGUGGCUCCUAAUUUAUUUUAACAAUGAAGCUCUCUUUUGCACGACUGGCGCUCUCUUUUGCGCAUGUUUGUUUCCUCUGCUGUUUUCUGGAUGCAGUUUGCGCUCAGGAGGCUGCUGAGUCUGAUGCGCCCCGGAGGAGAUUGACAUGGCAACACAACGGCCAGGUCUUCAGCAUCCUGAGCCGCGGCGCUAUGUACAGACCCAGCGUGAGGACGCAGACCGGCUCCCCCCGCCGCAGUAACCCGGUACUGGUCCUGAGCAGUUCUAAUGACACGGCCGCAGACACUGCAUCCCGGCGGGCCCCGCGGGUCCCCGCAGCCAGCAGCUCUGCGCAGCUCCGCGCCAUGGCGCGGCAGCAGGCGCGCCCUGCGCAGCCUCAGGCCGCAGGAGAAGCUGAUUCUGCCCCGGUCACCAGAGAGGACAUGAUGGUCGGAGAUGACCCCUACAACCCCUACAAGCGACACGGCUACGACCCUUACUACAACUACUUUGACACGUACUACAGACCCAGACCCCGGGCUCAGGCCCGGCCGGGAUACGGAACACAGUACCACCAGAACGGUCUUCCGGAUCUGGUUCCUGAUCCAUAUUACAUCCAGAUUGCCUCGUACGUCCAGAGGUCACCCAUGUACAACCUGCGCUGUGCUGCUGAGGAGAACUGCCUCGCCUCCUCUGCUCGCUACGCUCAGGAUUAUGAAACCAGAGUUUUGUUGAGGUUCACUCAGAGGGUGAAGAAUCAGGGAACAGCCGACUUCCUGCCAAGUAGACCCCGAUAUGCCUGGGAGUGGCACAGCUGUCACAAUCACUUUCACAGCAUGGACGAGUUCAGCCUGUAUGAGUUGCUGGACGCUCAGACUCAGAGCCACGUAGCAGAGGGUCACAAGGCCAGCUUCUGUUUGGAAGACACUUCCUGCGACCCUGGAUACUACCGCCGCUACGCCUGCACAUCACACACUCAAGGUUUGAGUCCCGGAUGUUACGACACCUACAACGCUGACAUCGACUGUCAGUGGAUCGACAUCACCGACGUCUCGCCUGGAAAAUACAUCCUCAAGGUGACAGUUAAUCCCAGGCAGCAGGUUCCAGAGUCCAACUUCAACAACAACGUUGCUCAAUGUGAUGUGCAGUACACAGGCAACGCCGCUCACAUCUCUGGAUGCACCCUGACAGGGUACUGAGACGAGUCCUUAAAAUGAGCCUGAAGACGAAGUCAGAGGUCGAACUUGUUUAUAUGUGACCCAAAUAAUUCAGUUCUAACCAAAACCACCUGAAGCAGGAAGGUGACACGACAGAAAACCAGUUUAUGCUGGACACUGUUCUGGUUCUUCACAUGAGUACUGUAUUACCUCACAGCUGCAGUUACUGCUUUCCUGCUUCUUCUUCCUUUACAGAUUUUUUAUCCCUGGCAUUUACUGAUUGAAAUUCAUUUUUUAGCUCAACUGUAGAAGAUAAACAUUUUAAUUAGGAAUAAUGCAAAGCUUUAAAACUAUAUUCUAAUUGUGAUCUCUGUUAGAAUCCCAGGGAAAUAUGAGCAUUAUGUCACAGUUCAGAGAUAUUUUCUGCAAAUGUUUCUUCUUCUGGUUAUUUCUGUAAAACAUAAAAACAAAACAAAAACCUUCCUUUAUAUCACAAGGUCAGUUGCUCCUUUCUGCAUGAUUUCUCUUACUUUUUGAUUAAACUUGUAAAGAUACA